AUGAAGUUCACCAUACCUCUCAUCGUUGUGUCUCUACCUUUCCUGGUCUUUGCCAGUCCCAUCCACGCUAAUGAAAAAGGCAUUUCUAUUCCAAUUAGCAAGAGGGGUUCCACCUUCGCCAAGGAUGGCGUCGUCGACAUGAUGGCUAUCCGGGCCCACCUCGCCUAUGUCGUCGCCAAAUACGAGACCACCUCGAAGAAUUACGAGAGGAGUACUGGAUCAGUCCGUCCUCCCACCAGGAACAGAGUGACCCACACCUCGAAAAGAGGUAUCGGCAACGAUAGCUUAACAGACUAUAGGGAGCUAUUUUGGUACGGAAACAUCUCAGUCGGAACCCCUCCUGUUACGUUUACCGUCGAUUUCGAUACCGGAAGCAGUGACCUCUUUAUCCCUGAUGUAUCUUGCCAGAAUUGCGGAGCACAUACGCGUUACAACCCUAGAUUGAGCUCUACUUCCUCCAGUGUGGGAAAACCCUUCAACGAUCCUUAUUUCGACGGUUCUUUCGCCAGCGGACAGCUAUACAAUGACACUGUCACCGUGGCCGGCCUCACUGCUGAGCAUCAAACCUUCGGAUCCGCCACCAGCUACAGCCCGCAGUUCAAGGUUAGACCGACAGAUGGCUUGCUGGGCCUCGCCUGGCCAGCGGCUUCUGCCUUUAAUGCUACGCCUUUCUUCAACACCCUCAUACAGCAGGGAACCGUCUCCCAAGGUGUCUUCGCAUUGUACCUUUCAGAGUCUGGCUCAGAGCUCCGCCUUGGUGGAACCGACGAGUCGCUCUUCAGUGGUCCUCUUCAGUGGAACUCUGUGACCCAACAGAAAUUUUGGCGGAUUAAUCUCGAUGGUAUCAAUGUUGGGGGAACGAAGGUGGUCGGCGGUCUAUCAUCCUUUAUUGAUUCAGGUACCACUCUUAUUGUCGGUGAUCCCCAUACAGUUGCGCAGUUCUAUCGGGGUAUUCCUGGCAGUCAUAUCUUUGACAUCAUAGAUGAGACUGUCUACUACUCUUACCCCUGCAGCCCUGAUCCUCAAGUCUCCUUCACGUUCAACGGAACUUCGUAUCCCAUUGCCUCCAAAUACUUCAACGUCGGCAACGUAGUGUUCAACGAGUCAAGCGUCUGCAUUGGUGGCAUUGUCGGCCACCCUGGCGGCGACGUCUGGAUCCUUGGCGAUGUUUUUAUGAGGAACGUUUAUACAGCCUUUGACUUUGACCACUCCCGCGUCGGAUUCGCUAAACUUCGAGUGUGA
This is a messenger RNA of Cantharellus anzutake, 1242 nucleotides long. RefSeq names its product Asp-domain-containing protein. NCBI's taxonomy places the organism in Eukaryota, Fungi, Basidiomycota, Agaricomycetes, Cantharellales, Hydnaceae. Gene Ontology annotation, molecular function: aspartic-type endopeptidase activity. The transcript is spliced from 7 exons. Gene Ontology annotation, biological process: proteolysis. The record is from RefSeq and is a predicted model, not a curated record. Bases 1 to 1242 code for a protein of 413 amino acids.